This is a messenger RNA of Xyrichtys novacula (pearly razorfish), 24661 nucleotides long. The record is from the annotation of a GenBank genome assembly. NCBI's taxonomy places the organism in Eukaryota, Metazoa, Chordata, Actinopteri, Labriformes, Labridae.
AUGAGGCGGUGAGUUUUCAAGUGUGCUAGUAAAACUAACAUUCACAGAUCUAAAAGUAUUUUGUCAAAGGUUUUCUACUUUCCUUGGAACUGCUAUGUUGGCAGUGCUCCCAUUAGGCUGUGAUUUAGAAAAAAACAAAAAGAUAUGAGGUCCUCCCUGUGGAUUUUAUAAGGUGCAGAAAUUCACUAAGUUAGAAUUUGCAGGGGGGUUAGUGGGAUAAUAAUCAGGCCACAUUAUAAGGAAUUGAUGGUUCAUUUUCCCUGUCAGCAGUAGCAGAGCUUUGCCCAAAGAUGUGCCGACCUGUGCAGAUGGGGUUCAAAGCCAAUUUCCAUGUUAAAAACUCAGCACGGCUCAGAAAUUCCUCUGACUGACUCUUGUUGAUCAGAGUGUGUGACGAGCCUGUCUUUUUAAGCAGGUCUUCUCAUGUUCGUAGAUGGAAGAGAACAAAUGUACAACAAACAAUCCAGCGUGGAUUGAGUGUAGUAAUGGUGUUCUUGUCAUGCAUACCCAGAGGCAAUGACAUUAAGACAAAAGAUAGCUCUGAGUGUGCUGUCAGAAUGUAAAAUGUGGCCCAUUAUAUGUGUCAUACAGUAAUUACACAAACAGUUAAAAGUAGUCCUUUGUUUCAGCUAUACUCUCCCUUUCAUCAGAUGUAUGUCAAGUGUCGUUACAAAGCUUUAGUUUUUGCCAGAAAAUCAGUUCGACCAUUCAUCAUCAGCUCGCAUUAAAAUUCAUUUUCCUUCAGGCUGCUUCAUUUUUUUUUUUUUUUUUUCGUCUACAUGCCCAGUUUGCUCUACGAUAGAAAAUCUGUAAGAAAAAUAAAGAGAUCACAGGACAUGUUUGAUGAGUUAUGAGAUGAACCAGUUCAAAAAAGGAGCAAAAAACAUCUGCCCAAGUAUCAAUCUUAGCAUCCUAAGGACUGCUGCGUUUAUGUCACUCUCUAUCAUGCUGCCUGGAUGCUAUACUUUAUUUUUUUUUUUAGUUUUUAAUCACAAUCCACGGAUUCAGUCUUGUAGUUUGUAAUGUGCAGAGAGGAACAGAAUUACUAAGUUCUGCACAUAAUUACCCUGUCCCAAAGCUGGUCUUUAGUUUUUUUUUUUUCUUUUUGGGAGGGGGGUAAAGCCAUCUAUCUUAAUUGCAAUCACAUAUUCUUCAAGAAGAGAGGCAACUGGAGAACAGUCUCAUUUUUCCCACUUUGUUCUUUGUUCUCUGUUAUCACAUGCCUCUGUGUAAUGCUGUCUGCGCUAUAAGCUGCUAGCCUGCUGCACUGUGCUGGAUGUAUUAUAUCCAUUGAGAUGCCUGCUGGCUGCAGAGUAUUAAACAUGGUGAAAACACAAUCUUGGUGGUGGUCUGCGGGACUAACAAUAGAUAGAGGCAUGAUGACUUAUUAAACACAGCCAACCGGCAGCAUGGCUUUUCUCAUUACCUUUUUUUUCAAUUCCCAACCUAGAAAGCCUAUGGGCCUGGUGACAAAACUCUUGCCAUGUAAUUCUCUCUCUCAGGCUGCUUUCAUCAGCCCAUUUGGUGGAGAAAUAUGAAGCUGAUUUUAUCGUUCUCUAUAAAUUCACAAAAGGCCCUCAAGUUGCCCCCAUGGAAGACAUACCUCAUCUCAGUGAUGUGCCACCACUAUUGCUGAUCCCGAGCAUUUGAUAACAGUCCCUCUCCUUUUUAAUGAUUUGACAGCCGUCACACAUGAGCCCUAUAGACACAGCACUUUUUAAUACACCUUUCUUUGCUUGUUUACACCCGCAGCUCGGAUAAAAGAACAUAAGCCUAUCUCACAUCUUUUUUUUUUUCUGCCAAUAAAUGAUAUAUAUGAAAACCUACAACAGCUUUCUGAUUUUAUCCGUUUUGCACCAUUGCUGGAUAAGAAGCUCUCAAUAGUGAUUUUUUUUUUUCAUUCUUAAGCUUCAAAACUUUUAUUUAAAUAGCAACAUUUUAGAGCUUUUCAUCAACAGUCAGAAAAAAAAAGUCUUAAAGUCUGUUCCUGCGAAAACGGUUUCAUUAAUACACGAAUAAAGAAAAAAUGCACAAUCAAUCAAGUCAGCACUAAACAACAAAAUGACACAUAACACACUCUACAAAUUAGUGUUUGGGAAAACAGAGGAAGAGAAGCUCUAAUAAGACAGUUAAUGUCAUAUAUCAUUAGAUGUAGUGUGUAUUUGAAUGUGGUGUUUUAUUCACUUUACUCUUAUCUGACUCUCUCAUGUGCGUUCUGGCACAUCUGCAGACUUGCUGGCAUACAGCAGGGAUUGUUUCCUUUGAAAUGUUUUCACUAUGGUGUCAUUUAAAAAAAAAACUUUCAUCAUGCAUGGCUACCUAAUCAAUUGAAAUUCAGCUGCCUUCACCCCGAGCUCUGCUGUAACUUAGACUAGCUUUCAUCAGCUCUGCCUUUUUUUUUUGUAAAAAUAGAAAACCUGUUCAGAUGAAAUUUCUCAGUUUGAAACAGAUAUCCAAGCCUCUCUGCUCUGCUGUAUUAAACACACGAGUGUAAACAAAAGUUCCAUAAAUCAUUUUAUUUACAUAAUUUCCAUAAUGAGCUCUAUGAGGGCUCUCAUCCUGGUUAAAACAAGCAGAUAUGUUUGUGUUUUGGUAUAUUUCUGUAGAUAAACAUUAAUGCCUCAUGUGUCAGUGUGGGUAUAGUUUGAACACCGUCUGCUUCUGAUCAGUAACACUCCCCUCAGUCCUAAUUAGAUUUCCUACAUUAUGAUGUUUGAUAAUGCCUCAAGGUGUGGUCCUUUCUAUCAAAACAUUUCUGCAAAUAUUCUCUCCUGUUAACUCUUCGUGGGCCAGCGUUACAUAAUUAUUUCAUAUUUGCUAUCUUCACCUCCAUAGGGAAAAUAUUAUCUGCAAUAAUCAUCGUCAUCAUCAUGAUUCUCUUCCCGCUCUGUUGCCUCCAAAUAAGUAAUUUAGUUGUAAAGCAGCUUCAUUUAUUUUGCCCAUUCAUUUUUCUUCCUAUCAUAUAUCUAAAUACAAAUCUUCAUUUUAUAACUGACAGCUUAUUACCUCUGAGCACAUGCUGAUAAAUUUAAUUCCAAUGAGUUAGCUUCCAUUUUCGGAUCCCAUUAUCCACUAAUGUGGCAGCAGCGCCAGGGAGAGGAAACUUACAGGACCAAGAGUAUAUCUAUAUAUAUUUCUAUACAUAGAUAAAUGCGUUAUUUUUAUUAUUAUAAUUGUGAUAAUAAAAAUAGUUAUCUUAAUUAUUAUUUUUAUUAGUAGUAGUAUUAUUUAUAAUUGCAAAAUUCUGAAUACUUUAUAACAUGUGAACAAUUUUAAUUUUUUAACAAUUUUAAUUCUAAAUUUAAGAAAAUAAAAAGUAAGAAUUGCAGCCAAACAAAAAUAAGUGAAUUUAUUUUCUCUUUUUUUGCAGGAGAUUUUUUUAUUUCUGUCAUUUCCACAAAUUUCCAAAUCCGUGCAGUCCUUGAAAAUAAAGCAGAGCUGUUGGGUGUGCAGUGAAACUUUCAGCUGUGAGAGUGUUUUCUAGUUUGUUUUUCACUUCAUUCAGAGGCAUGGCUCCUUGUCCUUACAUACACCUCGCAGGAGAGCAGCUUUCUGCCAUAGUUUGGGUCUAUUUUGGUGAAGUAAAGAAGUAAGUAAACAAUUAUUAUUAGCUUUGAUGUUGGCCUGAAUAGCACUCAAUUAACAAUGUGGCUAAUGAGCCCAUUAAGGAUGAAAGUGUUCUCAACAGGUAUGAGAGGAUACUGCUGUUUUUGGUCUCAGUUCUCAGCAUUGAAUGCAGCAUGAAUAACCGUGCUCAUUCUCAAUCGCUUCAAAGGCCAAACCUCUACAGCCCCGAGAGCAGAGUUAAAUAAAGGUUUGCUUGCAACUGCUGGAAAAAAAAAAAAAAACACUGAUAGAUAAAUAUUUAGAGCAUGAAAAUAUUCAGAACAACAACACAAAUCCUCGAAAAGUAGCAGAGCAUGAAAGUCAAGCAAAUAUUGUGAAUAAAUAAUUUCUCCCCACUUAUUUUCCUUUAUUUUUUUGAAGCAUAAAUCUUCAGAAUUCCUUAUACAACAGGAAAAAAGCCCAAAGUCAAUUUGUGUAUUUUUUGAAUUCUAAUAAAUUUAGAUUUAAUUACAUUUUGAGUUUGAGUAAAUAUGAGCUUGGCUCAGUAUGUAGUAAUUACUGGGUAGAACAAAUAGGGCUUGUCUGCAGCCGAGAAAGAAAAAGUGAAAGAAAGAGAGAGAAUGUGAUGCUUUCUGCUACGUUUCCUCUGAAGGACUUCCCACUGAAAGCCUCACGUGUGGAUUAUUCCCACAUUAUUUGCUGCUGGAUUCCAAAAGUUCUUGUUCACUAGCAACAACAUUUUUUAACAAACACUCUUCUUUGUUUGUGCUUAAUUGGGAAACUAUUUUAAUCUAAUUAUACAAAUAAAAAAAUAAAAACUAAGAAUAAAAAUAUGUAAUUAUUUCUAAUUUUGCCUCUUCACCUCUUAAAAUAUGACCUGAAUAAUUAUUUUCCCCUUUGUAAUUUAAUCUGUGUGAAAGGGCGAGUAUUUUAUUUUGUAACUUUCUAAUCUUUCCUGUCACCAGUGAGCAAACUUCUUUUAAAUUCAUUUGGAAAACAGCUUUUAUUCAGGGGGAAUUGAAAAUAUUAACACAAAUAGCACUGUAGUAAAGGAGCAAAACUGGUGUUUAAAAAUAAAAUCCAGUUUGCAAGAAAAAAUGACAAGUAAAUAAUAAGAGAAGAGUAUGUUGAAUGCAUUUAUCUAUUUGUAAAAACCUGCUUGUCUGCAGAAGUUUCCAAUGUUAUCAGUAGUUUCAGCUCAAGAAUAGCUUGAGGUGUUUUGAGUGUAAAUCCGUCUAAAGCUGCCAGCACUGACAUACACAGCAUAUGCUAAAUACAGAUAAGAGUAUUUUUAAUAGAUCUGCAAAAAGUCUCCCCACAUAGCUCAAUGGAUGUGCUUUGAAUGUAGUUGAUAAGUUGGCUUAAGCUGAAUGCUGUAUCCCACUGCAACAUUGUGCUGCUGGGUGAGCCCAUCACAAACUAGCCUUCCAAUAAAGACCACUUCCAGGGGAGGGAUUAUAGAAAAGCCUUCGAGAUCAGCUUCAUGUCUUACUAGACUUUCUGAUUAUAAAUAGUGCUAUGUUACAGAAAAAAAAUAGGCAUUUUCCAAGGAUCAUAUGAAGAAAAAAAAAAUCUGUAAGCCAUUUAUUUACCUACAAUGUCAAACUGAGCACAAGAAGUGGCGUGAGAAACGGUCACAAAUUUUGUUUUCAAUCCCUUAAAAUUUAUUUGUAUUCAACCAAAAUUUAAUUCUUCUAGUUAUUUUAAAAUAUUACAAUUUGUUUUCUUUUUUAAAAUCCAAAACACCAAAAUGACAUUUGAUGACCUGAAAAAAUGAGGCUUGAAACUUUGCGAAAAGACUCUGGCAGAAGACGUCUCCAUACAAAAGUUGCUCUGUGGUCAGACUCCUGUGUGUUCAUUCAAGUCUGUUCGCUCCGUGAACUCAGGUCGUGAACUUUGCCUCGUGUUUUUUUUUUUUUUUUUUUUUUCUUUUCAGAGUGAGGAGAGUUUUCUGUUGCUGGUUAUAUUUCCUUAAAAAGUCAAAUACUUAUUCUUACACCUAAAAUUUUUCAGAUUUACAACCAAAUCAACAAGAAAAAAAAGAAAAAGUUUUAAAAAAGGUGGUCGGAUGAAGAGCAGCACAGAAGACAGACAGACAGAGAGUGGAGUGAGUGUCGUGCGUCUUUGUUUCUUUUUAACUCUCCUCAGGUCAUCUGAUGGAGGAAUAAGAGGGGCAGAUAAGCCUCUUUUAUGCUUCCAAGCCACUUAAAGAGCUGAAGCACCAGCUUCUGUUGCUACACUGCGAGGAAGAAAACAAGUCAUUCGUGUACAACAUGGACUCUCUCUCUGAAAUAUUCCUUCAAAUUCUGGAUUUUCUGUAAACUGGAGCUCACGACUUUGACAAUCUGUUGGUUUCAUUGAUCGUUAAAUUACGAGGUUUCUCUAAAAAUGUCUGAAAAAAACACAGAAAAGUGCAUUAUUGUUUAAAAAAAGACCUUUCAUUGUAAUAGAAUAAACUUUAAAAAUAUAAGAAAUAAAUUAUGAAGCACAGAGUAAAUGUUUGUUCACGCACAUUUUUAUUGGCUUGACUUUUAAUGCACAGGGAAAAAAAAGAAAAUCAGAGAUCUUUCUUCAGUAAUAUGGAAAUGUCCUGAGUUCCUGCGAUAUGUCACGAGGGCAUCUCUUCUCUGUCUCCUUAAUAAGGCGCUUCUGCAGGCCUCUACUGUAAUAUAUUUCACCAAUAAAGGAAUUCCAAAGCCAGCCUGGCCUUUUGACCAGCACUGAGAGCGAGGAAAGCAGCAGGCUGCCUCUGCUAACUAGGCUUACUCUCCAAUAUUAGAUACCUGUCCCCUGGCUUUUCACAGGGGGGCUUAGCAGUUGAUAUUUUCAUUUGGUCCUGCCAAGAUGCGACACCCCCGCUUUAAUCUUGUGUUUGACGUUAAGCGCUCUGUUCAUGAAAAGUCUGCGUGAACUCCAACCUUGGGGUGGUGCUGUCAUACAAAAAUGAUGUGGUGGGGGAGUGAGGCUGGCUGCUCUAUCCUUGACCUCUCCCAUUGGCCUGCCAAAGUCUUUCCCCUGCCCUUCUUAAUCAGGUGGGACCCUUCCCUUUUACAGCGAGGAUGGGAGAUUCUCUGCAUCCAGCUGCGUCUUUUAUACACACCGGCACAGAUGUCUGCAGAUAAAGACGCGGAGGAGAACUUUUAUGAUGGAAGACAGGCGACUGCGUCUCUUCAAGACAAAAUAAAGAUCCUAUUAGCGAGAAAACUCUGAAUUAUUUGAGUGUUUUUGAAAAUAGUAUCAAGCAAGAUUAUAAUACUCUUAAUUAAAAACAAAGUUCACUUCUCUUUCAAACAACAUCUGCAAGCGCUCCUCAUGUUGGCAUAUAUCAGAAGAAAGACAUGGGUACUGAAGGAGUAUACUAAUGAAUUUCUUAUGACAGAUAACUACCCCCUCAUUCAGCUGAAGGUAUUGUCCUCUGCUUCCAUGUUAGCAUUUAUCGGGAUGUUGAGGACAAACAAGCCACUUCUGGGCAAUCGUUAAGAUGAGUUUCCCUCCUGAUUGAUGUGUGGAAUCAAUUGCUCCCCAUAGCAUCCAUGUCAGUCUAUUACCACAGAGCCUGGUAAUGACAGGCUGUUCUCCACAAGAUUAUAGAGCUCCGCCACAAAGCAACAAAGACAUGUUUCCCUGAGUCUGACCUGGUCUGCUAUAAUUGAGACUAGCUUCGUUUUUAGUUUGCAGCUAAACUGGAAAAAAUUACAAUAUUGAUGGGAGGGCGGCUUUAUUAUGUAUAAAAUAAUGUUUUAUGCUGUAGUGCGAUGAAUUAUUAAUAUGUAUGAAUAAGUGUUAUUGUUUUUUUAUUGUUUUUGACAAGAAAAAAAAAAAACUUUGCAUAAGCGCUUUUGUUGGAAAACCAUUUUUGUGUUAUAUUUGCUCUAAAAAAAAUCAACAGGAUCACAAUCAAAAUGCAAACCCCAACCACGACAAAAGUCAGUCCAGGCUUUCCAAUGCAAACAGAUUUAAAGUGAUCCAAACAACAGGUGUUUUCUCCUCCAAAUGCCCCUCUGUGUAACUGUCCUUUUUUUUGUCAUGUGAACACCACACCACAGCUCUCUUACUGCCAAGAUGACUACAGUCCAAGCUACUAAGUGCCAGCAGCACUGCAACUCAUUUAGUUAGUGGCCCAGAGAUGCAGCACACAUCCCUGAUCCUGAUUACACAUGAUCAAAGAUGAGUUUUCAACAAUUAGAUUAUAUAUUUGAGCAUGCCUGUGUUCCUCUGAGAAGUCUAAUUGAAAAGACGCUAGAGUUUCAUAACACAACAAUUGGCAUUUUUUUUCUUCAGGUUGCCCUCAAUCAGUGUGUAAAGCUACAGUAUGUGCUGCAUUUAAUUACCUACAGUUAAUGUGAUUAUCAGAAAAUAUGCUGCGAAUCAAGCGAUUCCUGCCCUAAGUGAUAUCAUACUGCCGAGUUAGAGUUGGAAAAAGAUGACAUGGGAACUUCAGUCAAGACAAAAGGCACAAGCUAAUGAGACUGGUUACCGAUUCAAAUUUAUGGAAAUUUUAUUAAUUACACACACCUAUCUUUCAUCUGUACCAUUUGGUGGUGGAGUAAUUAAAAGCAACAAUGACAGUCCCAGCAGAAAGCAAACAAGAUGAAAGAAAGUGGAGCAGUCGGGGGAAAAAGUGUGGAUGAAGUGAACUGGGCCUGGCCGUGGGCAACUAGGCCUCAUUAAAGUCACACUGUGUUGAUCAGCAAUUAACCUGCUUUGUUUGGCGUCUGAUUUUAACACCGCUCUGACUCUGCUCUUCAGUGAUGAAGGUUUGUGAACCGUGUUUAGCUGGAGGUGACCGGGGCAGAUCAGAAGAGCUGCCUGGUGUCAUGAAGGAGCAACUUUUGAUUGGUUGAUUGGAAAGGAUGAUUGACCCGGUGGAGUUAACUGGCCUCGGCUCGUAUUAGAGAAAACUGCUUCUGCCUGGAAACAUCUUUUGACUAUAAUCUGCUGUUGAUCUUAUUAACCCGAAAGAAGAUAUAAUAAUAUUUUAAAAAGAGCCACUUGUUUUUCUGUACUCUGUUGAACUGAAGGCUGAGAGGAAUGAUCACAACAGCUAAUGCAUCACUUUUAGAAAUCGUACAUUUACGUACAUGUCAGAGAACUUAACUAAAUUGCUGUUGUGUUUUAUUUUAAGUCACAGUCUGGCAUUUGUUUUAAACUCAUAAUUAUUUACAUCUGGCAAAACUUUAAUUUGUUAAAUAGGAUGUCAAACAUGGCAUCGUCUUGACAUUCAAAGACACUGUUGACUUACAUCUUUUGUGUGCUUUUAACCAUGCCAGGAUUUAAAGCCUCUUAAAUCAGGAUAAAAAUAUGUUUGAAAAGUAGAUGUUUUUUCUUCACUAUUCAAAGGUUUUCAGCGAGAUCACUUUGAGAUCAGGGUAUUUGAGUUCUGGACUUCCGCUCAAGGUAGAGGAAAUGUGGAUGCUGACAGUGAACCUCCAGAGACCCUGUGCUGUAUGGACAACAAAUGGACGGCUGGUCUUGACUUUUAUUAUAAGCAGUGGAGGUCAUAUUUAAAAUGAGAGAUUAGCCGCUCAUCACAAUAUUGGUGGAUUAUCAACUACCUGCAAUGAAAGCAACCCCUGGCUCUGGGUCGAUAAGAGUUUGACUGCAUUUCGAAUUAAUUUUCCUCAGCUUAGGGAGCCGCUCUCCUAUCUUGUUAUUGAUCACAGCGUUAAUCCAUAACCAGGCUCAUCCUUUCCCCGCGGAGCGAAAAGAAAAAUAUAAAACGAACGCUGUGGAGGACUCUUGACUCUGUCUCAAAAACUGAAACAGACUUAAAAGCGAUUAGAGUUCAUUAUUUAAGAAGACGCUCCCAGUCUAUUGUUUCACAUGUCCGUCCGUUUGCUAUUGAUCUCUACAUGUUUAUUGUCCCUUUUCCCAUUUUACGCCAACAUUUCUCUUGCUCUGUAUUCCUUUGGUCAAGGUUGUGUUUAUACAUGACAAUUGAUUGAUUUCCCCGACAGCAGGGACACUUCACACCUCAGCUGCUCUCUCUGUUUGUCUUUUCCAACAGAGGGACCUCCACUGUGGAUGAAAUUUAGCCCUGACCUCUGACCCUUGGGUUCAGCGUUUGUCUCCAGUCCAGUGACCACAAACAACUCCUGGAUUGCUGUAAAUGUCAGUGCAGCGGCGUCUCCGCCCUCUCCCCUGUGAACCAUAGGCCUGCACUCAACCUGCACUAAUAGGACACUUUCAUGAGAGCUCCAUUAUGGGUUCUGCUGUAUUUGAUAUCUCACAUUUCCUCCUUAUAACGCCUUUAUUAACUGAACUCCUGUCAUCAAACAAAGUGCAAUCAGGCGGGUGUCUCUUUAGUUUUUAAAGUUUCUUUUUAUUCAUCUUUCCAGUGCUCUGUUUUGGCGGCGCUGUGUUUACAGCACUUUUCAAAUCCUGAUAUUGAAAUCAUUUUAAAGAUGUUCAUUUUACUCUGAAAUGAAAGAUCUAAGAUACAAAGAUUUUAGAGCCGCAGGACAGGCUGCUAAAAGUUACCCAUUUAGCAGGCAUAGCAGCUGGUCUCAUCCAUCAUAAGGCUCAGUUAUAAUAGAAUGUAAUUCAUGUUCUGCAGACAUUGGUUGUAAUGCAUCCCAUUUUGAAGCACUUUGGCUCACCCUUCCCCCCUCCCAUAAACACACACGCUCCUUUUCUCCCCUCCCAGGGCCUCCCGAGGUUGGUGUCUCUGCGUUAGGACUCCAUUGUUGCCUACUGCUGGAUAAUGCCCUUAUUAAUUGUACCUCUUUGUAAGGUGUCAGCUGUAGCCUCAGAUUGAGAUGGAUGGAUCUCUGGAGUCUGCUCCCUGGCCCUCCACAGACGCUCUAUCUCUGCACAACACACAGAUGCAACAGUGAGUGCUGCCACAGACACACACUACCACUAAAAGCACUGAUAUAAAAAAAACUGCAUUUUUAAUUAUUCCGCCAAAAAAAAAAGAAACAUGUUCCCAAACUGAGGAAGACUAUUUCUGCCUUUGCUGAGGUGAGCCAACAUGUGAUGUGAUUUAAUCAUCUGAAUAUCAGAACAGUGAUGAAAUAUCUUUUUUUAUUGAUUAUUUUAGUGUGUUGCAGAAAUACUGCUUAAUUAGGUGGAUUGAAGCCUCAGUGAGAUCAACAGCAUUAACAUCAAAUCCUUUCCCUCUCAUUAAAGGAAACAGAGUCAAUUUAAUUAAUGCAUAUUAAUCCCCACUGAUGCUCAUUUUAGCUUUAGAAAAAACACCACAGUGUGGACUUCAUCUGUCUCAAGAAAUUCAGGUUCCAAAUGGGUGUAUAUUUGAUCGCUUUCCCCAUAAUCUUUAUUUAAUGAACUCUAUAAUGGGGAAGGGCUUUACCUGUAGACAAAAUCUCUUUCCUGUGUGUUUACUUUAUUUGUAUAAGUUCCAGACUAUAACUUAACACCUUGAUUUAUCGUCUCACAGUGUAGUCAUAUAGAGAUGAAGAGGUCAAUAUCCUUAACAUCAUAAGGGUUAUAAUACAGUAUGAUAUUAUAUGGAGCAUGCACCACAGUUUCUCCGAGUUACUGAACUGCUGUGAUCAUAAUUUCAACAUUAAUUGAGUCUUAAUAUCGUCCCCUUUAGCCUCUCUUCCCAUGAUACUGAGCUGCAGUAUUUCUUGUUUGAAUGUUCCCUGCUGUUAGCUUCACCAGCGUCAGUGGACUCCACUUUAACCCACCAAAUCAUCAUGAUCACACAGUGAACCAGGGAUGCUGAAGUUAAAAUAAUGAGUUGAUCUGAGGCUUCUCGCUGAUAUGUGUGGUAAUAAUUUUACAGAGGAAAAAAAAGCAGCUGAGGGAUAAAUUUCCACGAGGAGGAUCUUGAAAUCUUUGGAAAUAUAUUUAGAAAUAUUUGACAUACUUUUGAUCACUUGUUCUUAAAUUUUUGGAGACUAAAAAGUUUGAGGUUUCACACACUUAAAAUGCAAGAUUGUCAUGAACUUUCUAUUGGCUGAAAAAGUUUUCAAUCAAUGAAAUGAAUCUGAUUUUAAAGCGUCUUCUUGUUGCAUUUGUCUGAAUAUAUCCAGAUAUUUGAGAAGUUAUCUGAAAAUCCAUAACAAGUAGUGCAUGCUUUCUUUAAAGUGAAGAAAUGUCCUUUUAUUUCAUUCCUUAAACUUCUGUAUCUCCCCCUGUUCUCUGAAACAGAAGUGAAGCAGCUCAGGCAGGAGGCUGAAGUAGGAGACACAAGGAGGAGGAGAAAAAAGCACCAAGUAGAAAAUGGAGAUCCAUUCCCUUCAGAUCCCAUUUAGAGAGGCCCUGCACAUUUUUAAAGUGUCAAUUGUUUUUGUCUCUUGAAGUGUAGAUGGAAUGUUUGAAUUCCAGUAUUAACUGUAGUGCCUGCUGAGUUAAAUUAUGGUCCCUGGGCUGCGGGGUGGGAGUAAUCAAUAAGAAUACACGAGGCAGUGUGUAAUGUGUCUGCUCCUAGCAGCAGGGACACUGUCCCCCUUAGCCUGUCCCCCAGCAGGUUAGAUAAAUAUGAUAGUGAAACGGGGCACACUGGAUUAUAUGAUAUCAAUGUAGAAUCAGGGAAGUGCUAUUACACUCCCCGAGCCCACUGUGAGUACUAUUGACAAGGUUGGCUUUGAACACGGUAGUGUAUUGCUCUCUCUGUUUCCUCUCUUUUUACUCUCUCUCUCCUCUCGCUCUCUUUCUCUCUCUUUCUUUCUGCAUAAUGUGAAGAACCACAGGAGGAAAGGAUCUAUAUUUCACUUAGCUUUGAUUAAAACGGCUAUUUUAUGCCUGUGCCUUGAAGUUGGGUUCAUUGCACCCACAUGUUAAUCCAUGACGGGCGUGCUAUGAUUAUAAUUUCUAAAUAUCCUCACACCUUUUUUUUUUUUUUUUUUGAACAUCAGAAAUCAGUAACAUAAUACACAAUCAAUAUGCAAUCGAUUUGAUUUUUAAGUGUUGAUAAAAUUGCCUGACUGAUAACUGGUUCUUCUCUCCGUCUCAUGUUGACCCCUUCAAACGUCCGUCCAAUUAACCGGCGUGCCCACAUUGUUGUUGUUGUGCGGCUGGUUGCUCAUACAGUAACCUCAUAUCACUGAUCUACUCAGACUAUUGAUUAGCUCUCCAGCUCAGCGGUGAAAGGAUCAAACCUGGCACAACUAAAAAGGCCAUUAUCAGCAUCCUCUUCAGAUAACCUGCUACAACCUGAUACAGGCCUUUGUGCAGGUCAUAACCCCCCCUGCCCUCUCCAGCCAUCUAACCCCCUCACCUCUCCACCCCUGACCAUCAUUAUCAUUCUUGUGUUAAAUGACACGCAGGUCAAGAAAACUGCACUUUGUUGAUGUCUCAUGUGAAUAAUCCAUGUUGCUGCGAGACGGCGUCUUCUAAAUGUCAGCCUCCUGGUUCAUCCAUUAGAUUUUAGCUCGGAAGAACAAGAUUCUGUCUUAACACUUUAAGUUGCAGCAAUAUUUUACAAAUUUGAUUAGAUAUGAUGUUAAAUUAUCUUGAGGUGAUUUUUAAAAACAUGUCAGCUUCUUAAUUUCACUCGAGUUUACAGAGAAUUGUUUUAACAUAGGAAAAAAAAACAUGUUGAUAAGAGAUGUAAAAUUAAUUAAAGGUUUAAAGCAGCAACCCAUAGUCUUUAUUUGCAGACUUUCAGUGAUUCUUUUAUUUCAAUUAAAACCCUCAAAGGAUGCCGAGGUCUGGAUCUGUGUCACUGUUACACUCCCCAAAGUGCAUUUUGCAUUCUGAGAGGAAUCCAGAUAUUAAAGCAUGUUUUUUGGGGGCCAGGUAUUAGUGACAUCUCGGCUGCUUUCACACAAAAGAUUUGGCAGAAGCUAAUUUGCAUAAAGGUCAGAGUCAAGCUCCUGAUGGAAGUUGUGCAGCAUCCCCGUCUCUUAGCAACACUCUUUCUCUCCUGGUGUCUGUGCUGAAUUGGCUGGUCCUUGGCACUCAUCUUUCACCAAGAAAAUUCAUAAUGAAAUGCCACCCGGCAACCUGCAUCUAUCACAAGAGACACUCCUCACUCCCCUCUAGGGCUGCAAUACUUUUACAGUGAAAUUAAUAAAUGGCUGCAUUGUUUAAACGGAGGAGAAUGUCAUUGCUAUGUGUUCAGAUUUUCAGGGACUUUGGUUGUUGGGGGGGAUAAACAUGUUUGUUAAGAAUUGUGCCAAGAUUAGAGGCAAAUUAGCAGGUAAUUGGAGACACCUGCAAAACAAAGGGGAGGAUGGAGAUGUGGCAGUGUGGAGGCUGAUAAAGGGAGAGAUUGGGCUCCUGCCCUGGCCUCCACCCAUUUAUUGGUGGGGGAAAGCGUUUAAAAAGAGGGGAUUUGGUAUGUUGAGGAAUUGACUUUUGUUCUCCUCCAUGGUGACAGCAUCCAGAUGCAGCAAAGAGAUGUUAAUAGAGGGUCAAUUUUUGGACAAUAGUAUCUAUUUUUGCUUUCACAGCAGCUUUCACCAUCCUCCAAACUGGACACUGUGAGUUAAAGAAGACGUGCUCCAGUUUCUGAUCAAAUCAUCAGCAUAAGUCUGCUGAGGAGCUCAGUCAAACUUUCUAUAAUAGGUCACAAACGUCCACAUCCACUCCCACUUCUCGUCAACCCUCCACGCCCCUCUUUUUUUUUUUCUUUUUCUAACUCCACGUCGCGCGUGCCCAGCCCUGACAGGUGACACGAAACCUGCUGUUGGCUGCUGCGUCCUAGUCUGCCGAUUUACUCGAGUCGUUUCCACGCAGAGUUCGUCUGUGGGGGUCUCUGUUAGUGGGAAUUAUUUCAGCUCUCUGCUGCAAAAAGCACGUGCACCUUUAAGUGACUUAAAACACUACGACACUGGAAACUGCGCCGAUUUAUCAUUAUUAUUAUUAUUUUUCUUAUUAUUAUUAUUGACCUAUUGAAAUUGAAAACAACGGUGACAUACAUUUUCAGAAAGAUUGGUCCAAAAAAAAAUCACGGCUGAUUUCAGAGGGUUUUAUUUUUUUUAUUUUUUUUAUUUUUUAACAAUUUUCUUUAUUUUUCUUUUUCGUGUUGGCGUGCACGUCUCAGAGCCGUGGUGCAGAUAAACCAAAAGUUAACCAAACUAUAGAAAGUGAGGAAAAAGAGGAGGAUGUUUUUACUCGUAGUUGGUUUGUAAUUUAUUUUAUAUCUCUUACCUUAAUAUUUUUAUUUGGAUUUUCCAAAACAGCGCCUUUAAAUGUCAAUAAUUCAGCCGCUUUAAAAUGAUCGGUAGUGGUUUUUAAUGAAUGGACAGAUAGGUCAGGGAGUCUUAUAAACCCUGUAUGAAUCUAAUUCCUGCUGCUCUGUUCUGUGUGCGACAGUAUCAGUGUGGAGUGAACAGGAGGACGCUCUCCUCUCCUCUCUCCUUUCUCUCUCUGCGCGCUGCUCUCCGCUGACAGAGGUCGUCCACUUUGUGUCGCUCGGCUUCACUGAUUUCAUCCAAAACCCAAACGGCUAAUUGUUCUCCUUAAACAGCGGUUCAGUCCUGCCCAUCCAGACCCAUGCGAAGCUGUGUAAAAAAAAAAAAAAAAAAAACAGUGCCAGCAUAAUUACUAGUAAACCUUUUUGAGGAGGGGAUUAUUGAUCGAUGGAGAGGGAGUGAGGGGAAAGCACCUGCUCUAUGUGUCCAUCUCGGGACCGUGAACGCACCACCACAGGUCUAAUUUCUGAGACGUUCAGGUGGGAUGUGUCUCAAUUGGUGCUGAGAUCAGAGGCUGUGAUUGUCUAUUGGUUCGGACUGGGCUGCUCACUGCAAUUCUGGGAACUUUUAUUGCAAUCCGCAGAUUGUAAUGAUGGAGAGCCCUCGAUGUGGCAGCACUGAUUACAUCACGCACUCCCCCCGUGUGUGUGUAUGUGUGCGUGUGUGUGUGUACCUUUCAUCUCAGGUAUUUAUUCGUCCUGCGCGCGCCGCAAAUAGCCACAGCCUCUAUACGUCUCCGUCAGUGUUCAUGUAGAGCCGCAGUCUCCAUUACGCACAGUGAGAUUACCAAUCUGACAGUUUGAUUUCAUCCAUUAUUCAUUCAUUUAUUGAUCUCAGUCUUUAAUUAGAAGUCAGACAAAGAUGGCGUUUAAACACAUCCAGGUGUUUUAUUACAUUUUGUGUCAAAAUACACUGCUCAUUUCCUAUUGGCUGCCUCAGAACUUUUGUUAAUAAAUAAUAUAACACACACACCGAGUGAACUCCAGGGCUCGUUCACGCGUAUUAAUGAUGUUUCUGUGCACAUAUACUUUGAAAUGAUAUGUGUGUAAGUGCUGCGUAGAAAAUGUCACAUAAUUAUUAACUCCCCUUUGGCUAAAUUUAGCUACACUUACAAAAGUAAAUAACUCAUUAUUUCAAAAUAAAAGACCUCUGUAAAAACAAGUAAUCUGGUCAGCUAAUUUUACUGCAGUAUCAUAACUGAUGCAAAAAUGUGUGAAUCUGCUGUAGUUGUUGGUCAAGGUGGAGAUCAUUUUAAUUUUAUAUAUAUACAAUUAGGAAGUUGACUUUGUGAUGAUGUCUGAUAUUUUAAAGGAGCAUCACACAUUUUUAUUCUAAAGCUUGAACUGCAGCAGCUCAAUAAAUGCACAAGUAAAAUAUGUCCCAUUAAAUGAGCAGUUUGGAAAAGUUAAAUUCUGUAUCACAAGUAUUUCCAUUUUAGUUACACUGCUGAUAUUUAUCGUACUUCUUUAACUGACUGUUUUAUUUUAUAUUUUUUCUAAUUGACACCCAAAUUCCCAGUGACUUCACACAACCCCAAUAACUAUAUUUUAAAGACAACUAACAGCAAAACAGAAUACUUCCAUCUGUGUGAAAAUAGCACUGCUAUGGUAUUCAUAUCUACAUAGUAUGAAAUGAGGAAAAUCAUGUCAAGGGUUUGAUCCAAGAGUUCUGCUCUCUCAUGUUAUGAUUUAAAUGAAAUCUGAUCAAAUACACUGAUGGGAAGUUGAAUCAGAAUCAGCUUUAUUCACCAGGUACGUUCACACACAAGUUAUUUACUCUGUAUGACAGUAAACAUGAACAUUACACUAAUAUGUACAAGUCUAUGUUAGAAAUUAAACAUUUAAAAUACAUAAAAUAUUGCGUAAGAUGAUAAAACAGAUUAUACAGAGUGCAAAAAAGCAGAAUGAUAGAAAAAUAUCUAAACAUUUAUGUAGUUGUGUGUCAAAUGGGUUAAAAAGAACAAUGCAGGAUGUGAUCCACAUUCAGAGCUGUGUGUAAAAUCACUGCCAUCUAAAUGUAUGAGAAUGAAGGAAAGCUAACCAAUCCUAAGUGCCCGGUUACUUUCUCUGCUGCAGCUGACAAUAAAUCACACUCAUGUGUGCAGCCUGUGAUCACUAUCAGCUUGUGAUUUGCAGCAUGUUCUUAUGAGAGCCCUCCCUGUGACAUAUGGAGAUGCUUCCUCCCACAGCCACACCUGACUGAUCCUCUCCUCUCUCUCUCUCCCUCUCUCUCUCUCUCUGCACAGAUGAUAUCGCACCGCUCGCUGUGACAAGAUUCCCAAACGGCUCCUCUCCUUUACAGAGAAACAUGUCGUCUGACCAUGUCACCCAGCUACACCCAAAUAUUGUGCAUUGUUGCUAAAGAGAGGUCAGGAAACCAGCGAGUCAGGUUCUUUUUUUUCAGGCUGUGUUCUCUAAUUAAGUAUUCAUGAAGCAGCAGUGGGAGCAAAGUAUAGGUUUACACUACACUGGUGGUUCCCCCCUCCCUCCCUGGUGUGUGUGUAGUCCUAAGCCUCACCCCCCUACACACACACAAACACACACUGCCUGCAGACAGGCCAUCAUUCCUAGUGUACUUCCAGCAAUGAUAUCAAAAAGGUUUUCUUUUUUUUUUUGGUCAAGCCAAAGAGAGGUCGCUCUAAUAAUACCCAAGGUCAGUAGUGGGAGCCAGCGAGUCUCCCAGUCAUUAUUCAUUUGUUCACAGAGUUAAUGACAGUUGCAGGGGGAUGAGAACUUGGAGCCAGCAGCCAUGUGAUGUCACCAACACAUGCCAAGGGAUUAGGAGGGCAGGCAGAGGACAAGAAGUGUGGAUUAUACAGGGGAAAAAAAUAAUAACAACAGUCUUUAUUGUCCGGUCACUCAACUCUUGAAGUUAUAAACCGCUGGAGCUGGACAGAAAUAUGCUAAAGUAUCAGAGAGUAAGAAGAAAACGACACGAAGUACAGAGCUCAUCAUGAGUGAUGGUUCUGUUUUUGUUGAUUUGAUACUUCUACCUUAAAUUACAGGAACUGGUCGUCUGUGUACGAGUCUGCACUGCUGGUGAAAAACUGGUGAGAAUGAACAAUGAACACACCUUAUUCAGGCAGCGCCCAGCAAACAAUGAACCCCUCCCUCCUGUCUAGCACCAUGUCUGAUAAUGACCACAUCCACCAGCUCUGAUAGCGCUCCUCUUUUAUGACCUACAUGAGCAUAAAUAGGGCUCAGAUAAAAACCUUUCAGGGAGGAUAUUGAGAAUAUGAUCAGCUGUGCAAAGUGUGAUUUCUUCAUGUUAUAUAAAGAGCCACAUGUUGCACAUGGAGAAGAUCUGCUGGUCACUUGAUCUGCUCAGGGAAAUAUGUGGGUUGUAGCUCUGCAUGGAAAAAGAGAAACGCACUGCUCCAUAUGUUGUUGUUCGUUGUGUCUAAUCAACAUCUCGUGAAAGUCUUUGUUGCGUCCCUUUAAGCGUCUCUCUUGUUCCCUCAGUCACAUCUGCUGAAUAUUUCCGCAGAGAAGAAUCUGCUUUUUGACAAACUCUGCAGCAGGAGUCUGCGUCUCUCAGCGUCUAACAUGCAGAUACAGUAGAUUCCCUGUUUGAGCAGAAGGUCAGGGUAUAAAUCUGAACUGCGUUUUGCAUUACUUUCAGAUGAGUGAAGCUGUCAGAGCGAUAAUAUGAGCUUUCAGUCCUACUUUCUGCCACUUCUCCCCCAUUCUAGGACCGAGGGGUCAUGUGAAAAUUGAAAGUGACAGUCAAAGCAGCAUGUUGAACAGGCUGAUUGGGCUAAGCUGUCACGGCCCAGAUCAGAGCUCUUUAACACCAGGCCUAUCAGAGGUCCUUCUGUUGCAGCCACUUGAUCCAAAAAAUAAAAGCCUGACAAGGAAAAGAAAAUAUUAGCCUAAAGCUGUCAGGUGCAAAUCUGAAAAGCUUUGAUUUAUGAGCAGAUUUUCGCUGUUCUUGGUGCAGUGAUCAACAAACUUUAUUAACCAGAGAGACAAACUUUAUAAAGUUGUCUAAAAAUCUGAGAGUUCACUGAGGGGCUCUCUCUUUUCAUUUCCACGCUGAGUUGAAUGAAGUCCGGCAUUUCUCCUUCUUCUUCUUUUGUGCUUGUUUGAAUGAAAAUGUUUGUAUCACCUGUUUUGUGGAUGAUUUAAUGAGCACAUGAUGCUGUCAGAUGAAAGAAUUGGACUUUGUGGAAAGCAUUCCCUGUCAAUUUAUAUUUAGUUUCAUAUGCAGCUUUGCAUGAAGCUCCGUCAAAAGCAAUCAGGCCGCCGUUGUCCAUUCAGAUGAUAAUAAAUCACGUCAUUAUCACUUUUCCUGCGGUCCAUCUUUGAAAACAGAGGCAGAAUGAAAUAUUUUUGUCAGGUGGAAGAAUAACUUAUGAUCCUUUUAUGUCCUGCUGAGAACCCUUGAAAAUAAUAAUACAGCACAGCAGAAGCACAUGAACAAGUGAAAGGCAGCGAGUGUUAUAAAUCUGAUGGGAUUUGCAUAUUUUGCCUCCAGAGCAAGACGCAGGCAGAAGAAAUCACAUGAUGUAUGAGAAGAAGAAGAAAAAAAAAAAGACGCGGUUAGAAAAGACACUCAGAAGUUGGGGUUCUUACUAAGAAGGAUAUGUUUCUCCAGAACUCACUUUUGAUUGAAAACGUGAGGAUUUCAAGUGAAAAGCUUCUUGAAGUUGAUUUUUCUCUUAAAUCUGAAAGACUCACAAGAUUAUUAAUCAAAUAAUCAGUCACAAUGUGCCUACUUGACCCUUUUUCUCUUUUCUUAACGGUUUCUCUUUGGUUUACUCCUCUCGUUUCAAAACAUUAGCUUUAGUGCGGAGUUAAAAAUGCUUCAAGAGCAUCUAAACAGGCUCACAUGUCGCCUGUCAGAUAGUCUUAGGCCCUGGACGGGAUCACUGUCACACAGCUCAGGAAUCAAAGAGUCACAUCUUGUUGCGUCUCCUGCUGUGCUGAGAGUUUGAAGAGUGGGUUAAGGAUCACAUUGUUGUGUGUUUGAAAGAGAAGUUGUCAAAUUUAGUCCAUUAAAAUCUGUGAAUUUUUUGAUGUGAUUCAUGCCAGUGUUGUUAGAGCUAUGUCAUGUAAAACAAACAACAUACAAACACAGGAAUCACAUCAGUUUGGGGAUUUUUCAAGGACAAAAAAACCUGAAGGACAUUAUAGAAAAGCUUAAAUAAAAACUAAAAAAUUAACUGUUUUAACUUUAUAAAACUUGUUUUUCUGUGAGGUCCUUCAAAUGCAAGAAUAACAAAGUAAAGGUGGCUUCACUCUCCUGGUUUUUGUCCUGAGCUGUGAUUGGCUAAAAUAUGUUAAUUUAAAUGCUUUAUGGGCUUUAGUCCAUAUUGUGUGUGCCAACAAGAGACAAAAAAAAAUGUUGAAAAAGAAAAAAUAAUAACAAAAGUUUUAAAAUGCUCAUUAAAUAAAAAAAAAAAAAACAGGUUACAAAUAAAGAAAUAAUAAUAAUCUCUGAAUUUGGUUGAAUUUUGCAGAAUGUGUAAUCAUCUUUGUGAAAAAGUGAAAAAAAAAAUUCACCCAAUUAGUAGUUUAAUAACUUCAUCUGUUGCUUAAUUCAAAAGUUGUUGUCGUAAGUAGAAAGCAGCUUUAAAUCAGAGGAAUCAUCUCUUAAAAGAAAUGUGAUUUUUGAUCAGACAGAUGAAAUGAUCUCCACUAAAUAUCUACUGACUUCAGCAAAACCUCAACUCUGGCUCAGGCAUGUGAAAAACUGGGAAGUAUCAGUUAAAGAGGCGAGUGACUCCCUAAAAAUACCCGAUAAUGAAGCUCAUAAAAGUCUUAAUUUGAGUCCUGAUUUCUGUUUGGAAUUCAAGGUUUAAAAAUCUGUUUCACGUUUAAUCUGAAAGGCUUCUGACUGCUCCAUGAGAGAGGAGUGAAAUACUCCAGAGUUGUUUUCCUCCGCUGCUCCUUUCGCUCGACACACACACACACACUAACACAGCAAAUUAUGGGAGAGUGUGGAGCAGGUUUUGUGCACACACACACACACACACACACACACACACACUGACAGUCAGACAUUAGAGACACUGUUGCUUUAAUUGUGUGAUACAUGUUUUAAUGUAAGAACAAAAACUUGGGCUCGCCUCCCUCCUCUAAAGGAUCAGGUAAAAGGCUUGUCUCUCCUGCCUUCCAAAAAGCACUCGUCCUCCCGUGUCCAUCCCAACAUCACAAUUCUCCAACCCAUGUUCUCCUUUUUUUUUUUCUCAUUCCACUGAUCUGAGCUUGAAAUGCGAAGACAGCAAAGCACUAAGCCUUCAAACGUGUGAUUUUUUCAAAAGAUCUCUAGAAGCAAUCUCUGCCUGACUGACCCCUGACAGCUGCAGAUCUCUUUAUUUCUCUCUCUGCUGGCACUUCAUUUGGUAGAAAAGCUCUCAGAUUCACACCUCUAUCAGGCAGCACCAGUGUUUAUUAUGUGCAUACACACGGAGCCUCCCAUACAGUGCGCACCUCAAAGACAGGCAAGCUGCAGAUUCACUCAAAAUCACAGAUAUUCAAGACACUAAUGACAUUUUUUUCUCAUAUUUAUUGCACGAAAAUCACCACAGAAACAUCCAAAGGUAUUGCUUAGAGCUAGUUUCGACACUCUUGUGUAAAAAUGUAUGUUUUUUUUAGUGCCAUAACAAAGAAAGGGAGGCUACUGGUGCACCUUAAAUUUGACUUUUCUCACGUUUUUAUUUCUGCUGUCUAGCUAAGAAAUAAAAACAUAAAAAAAUACACUUAAAUUCACUGAAAUUCCCCCCCAAAAAAGACAAAAAGAGCUGAAAGUAGUGUUCAAAUCUAAGUGUGCAUUAUUGUCUGAUAACAUAGUCCAAGACAGAUGAUCUGCAGAAACACAUGCAUUACACAAGCUGUAUAAGUAGCAGUUCCAUUCAGAUACACUCUCCCAUGUUGUGAAAUUCAAAGCAUCCACACCACAACAAAAUUACCUGAACAAAAGCAUGUGUUCUUAUGUGCAGUUUGUCCUGCUUUUAUUGUGGCAGCUCUUCCUCCGUCACUGGGAGUGCAGGGUCUGCAGGAGCCUCCCUCUCUGGAAAUGAGACUGCAGGCUCUAUCAUUAGAUCGGAUGGCAAGUCUUUAUGCAAAGUGUUUUGCAUAAUUACAUACCAAAGCCAGAAUAGCCACCCUCAAAUUUUAUGGGUCACAAAGCAUCAACAAUUGCCGCAUUAUUGUCCACCAAAGUCCAGCCCCACCAAUGACAAGAGAGCAAGAAAAGAAGAAGAAGAAGAAGAAGAAGAGCUGUACCAAGUCUACACUGAGGAGACUGAAUUUUCCUUCCUAUAAAACUGAUUUUUUUUAUUUCCAAACUGAAAACCUACAAAGUUUGAAGGACCAGCCAAGGCUGCAGAGAGCUCGUGCAUCAAGUCCUCAAGAUGUAACGGCUGCAGCAUCGGUCCAUACCUGCUCUGCACGAGCUCCAUCCCUGCUCAGCACGAGCUCUGUCCAAAUGAAGUUUUCUUUUUUUUUUUUAAAUGAAAAUAUAAAACUUUUUAAAAGCAGAUUUGUUUUUGUUCGUUUUUUAUUUAAGUGUUUCAGUCAGAGUAAGUAUCUACAGUUAACACAUAAGGCUAUAAAUGGACACCAGAGUCACUGCCGUACAGCCUGAUUAUUCCCAAUAUUAUUGAUCAUUAUUAUCAUUAUUCACGUGUUUCAUCAGAGAUGUGCUGCAGUUAAAAAGAUCAAUUUCAACAUUCUUUCAUUCCGAUUUUUCACUAAUUAAAACGAUGUCGUGUACCAAUGUUUAUCGAACCAGUUAGAGAGUUUAACCACCUCCUUAAUAUCGAUAUAUUUUCCCGUAAAUAAAAUGACAAAUAAUUGAUUAAAAAGACGAUUUGAUCAGCUUGUAUGAAUAACAUUUCACCUGUUAAGGUCAGCAGUAUAAUAUUAAGUGUCGUUAAUAUAUCAGAAUGGUGUUAACCUACAUUUCUAUCUCGAUAAUUAGAAGAUAUGAAGUUUUACAUUUAUGCAGCAAAAUUAUCGAAAAUUUCACUUUAGGCAAAAAAGAAAAAAAAAACACAUUUACCGAUAAUUUUAACAGUUAAUAUCUUUACAAACUAUUUUCUCAAACAGGGAGAACAUUGUAAAGGAUCAUAAAAUCAACGAAAUAAUAUAAAUAAACUAAUUAAAUUAAAUUAUUAAUGUUUUUAAUUUACAAAUGUCUGGAUAAACCAACACAGAUAUGAGAAAAGGUCUUAUUUUCGGGUGUUUUUUUAGUUUUCUUAGAAUUAGUAUUCUUUGUUAGGCAUUAAGAGUCCGAUAAAUACAAUUAAAGACACGGAUUUAAAUCAGAACGAAAUGCAAAACGCCUUGUGUAAAUUUUAUAAAACAGUUUUAAAAAUGGAAGCGAAAAUGUGAAUUGUUUUACAGAAAUCGAAUGAUGACUAAUAAAGAGGACGGCCCUGAAGGCAGCAGCUCUGAGCUCCUCUCAGCUUCAGGAAAAUAAAGAAAAUAAAAACUACUAAACUUCAUCUAAACUUUUUUAGAGGGUUGUAGAGAAUUUUUUCACUUCUUAAAAAAACAAAAGUUUGACGUUAGUUGUUAACAGAGCGGGGUAAAUAUGUGACAGUGGGAAUAAGGAGCGUGGAAAAUGUACAUCUGAAGUGUAAAUGUCACAUCCGGCUAAAAUCCUGAGCUCCCACUGUCUCACUGCAGACCCGCACUGUUAUUAUCUUCAAUAUUCUCACUUUCACUCUCUUGUAAGUAUCCAGCAGUAAAUCUGAAGCAACAUUUUACAACAUUUAUCACAUGUGAGAGUGAGAGACAGCAGCAGCAGCGGGGCAGGCUGAGGUGAAACAGACUGAACAGCGCCAUCUCGCUGCAGCAGACAGAUUCUCCUUCACAGUUUCCCUCUUUUUUUCCCUCUCUCUCUCUCUCUUUUCUCCCUCUUCUCCUCCUCCUCCUCCUCCUGCUGCUGAGACCCUCCGUGAAGAUUUGUCCUCUCAUAAGGUUGACCGGUUUCUGUGUGCAUAGCCAGCUCUGACAACAGCCUGCACGCUGCUGUCUUUUGGCGGCCAGCAGUCCUGUGUGUUAUCGCUGUUCAUUAGUGCAGGGGGUCCCGGAGCGGGGCCCGGACCUGCGGGGGUCAGCGGGCGAGGAGGAGGAAAGAAGAGGAGGGGGGGAGGAACUUGAGAAGUAUACUGUCAUUUCACUGCAACAAAAUAAUCACAGUCAAACAUGUCCACUAGUUCCCAAUCUGCCGUCCCGGGACGCUCGGGGGGUCACGGAGGAAGCUAAACAGGGUCCUCAGAAAAAUCAGAGGAGUCAUUGAAUUUCUCUGGUGGGUCUGGUUCGCUGCUGCGCCUUUACAGGAUGUUCAAAUUUGGUGGUGGUGUUGGAUCUCUGCUUUCUCUGCCGCUAUCUGCCCGUCUGAAGUUUAAGCAGUGUUAGUGUGUGUGUGUGUGUGUGUGUGUGUGUGUGUGUGUGUGUGUGUGUGUGUGUGUGUACGUGUAAAAUCCCACCACCACAACCACCAGCAGCAGCAGCAGCAGCAGGAGAAAGCCUGAGGAAAUGUCAGAUGUGAGUCCCCGGGACAAAAAAUAGAAAGUCUUAUCAAGCAGGGGCUGUGAGGCGUCUGAGUGUGUGCGUGUACGGGCUUUUCCUCACUCAAAGAGGUACAGGAGAGAAGUUGAUCACACACUACACUGUCUUUAAAAAUGCAUCUUUGUGCGCAGGAGCAUUGGUCGUAAAAAAUAAAACAUAAAAUUUUGUGGACGCGUAAAAAUGUGAAUCCAAAUCAAACGCAGGAGAUUUUCAGACCCACUAUCACCUAACGUGGAUGACGGUCCACGUGGGGUCAAAAAGCAUGUUUUUCUUGUAUUUUAAGUAAAUUGGUUACAGUUUAAAUAUUUUAAUUACUGUAUUUUUUUUAAUAAAUUGGCCAAUUAUUUGCAAUCUAAAGCAAAAACAUUUACAGACAGUAAAACGCAGCUAACCAAAGCGAGGAUACUGAACUAGAUUGUGUUUUUUUAACUGCAGGCCGUUUCUGCUCCUCCCGGUUAUUGA